Molecule: messenger RNA, 705 nt
Organism: Asparagus officinalis (garden asparagus)
Lineage: Eukaryota; Viridiplantae; Streptophyta; Magnoliopsida; Asparagales; Asparagaceae
Product: RNA polymerase-associated protein LEO1-like
Exons: 3
Coding region: 1-705 (234 amino acids)
Source: RefSeq, a predicted model, not a curated record
AUGGGAGGAUCUAUAGUAGAUACGCGGUUUUAUAGAAGUGAUCGUGAUACAAUCUAUAAGCUUGUGCUUUCAUAUAGUAUGAAGGCUAAAAUUGAAGAAGAUAUGAAGCGUAGGACUAGAAGAGGAAAGAAGAAAAGUGAUGAGGGUAAGAAAAAUAUUGUGUGUGCUAGAAGAGAUAGAAUGAGUGAACUUAUCAAGCAGAUGGUCGAGCAUAGAGAACCUCUUUUACUACAGAUGCUCGAGUAUAAUUGGGCUGAAUUAGUAUACAAUGUGUUGCAUACUGCGAUGGAUAAGGCUAAGAAAACCAUUACUAAGAUGUCUGAGGGAAAUCGAUCUAGAGGUGGUUAUAUGAGGGGUUUUGCCUCGGUUUUGGUGAUAAGGAGGGAUAAAUUUGGUGAGGAGGAAGAGGAUGUUGAUAGUGAUGGAGCAGAUAAGGAUGGCAUGGAUGAUAAGGAUGAUAGUGAUGGUGGUGAUGAGGAUGAGGGGAACGAGGAGGGGGAUGAUGAGGGGAAUGGGGAGGAUGAGGAGGGAAAUAAUGAGGGGAACGAGGAGGAUGAGGAGGGGGGUGAUGAGGGGAAUGAGGAGGAUGAGGAGGGGAAUGGUGGAGAUAUGGAUGAGGAUGUCGGUGGGGAUGCGGAGGUUGGUGAAGAUGUUGAUAGAUUGAAUGUAGAUAAAGAUGAUGGUGGGGAUGGUGGUAAUGAUUAA